Molecule: messenger RNA, 281 nt
Organism: Serpula lacrymans var. lacrymans S7.9
Lineage: Eukaryota; Fungi; Basidiomycota; Agaricomycetes; Boletales; Serpulaceae
Exons: 1
Source: RefSeq, a predicted model, not a curated record
AUGGACAUCGAGAAACAACCAGCGGAGGCCAUCCGCGAACCUGAAGGACUUCAUUCCACCCAUCCUCGCCUUUCCCAUAGGCAUCAUCAUAGCCGUCGUUCGAAGUUUCGAAGGCUGUUGGUCCUCUGCGUGCUUGGUUUCUCCACUUAUCAUUUCUAUAAAGCACACCAUAGCAGUUCUUCGUCGUCUGUGGAGACAGCAUCUGGAUCGCACGACGAAGAUCAAGGUCUCCUCUACCACAACAGUUUAGCUAAAGCCAAGCCUUCUAUCACCGAACGCAU